Molecule: messenger RNA, 904 nt
Organism: Panicum hallii
Lineage: Eukaryota; Viridiplantae; Streptophyta; Magnoliopsida; Poales; Poaceae
Product: probable glutathione peroxidase 2
Exons: 6
Coding region: 37-660 (207 amino acids)
Biological process (GO): response to oxidative stress
Cellular component (GO): cytosol
Molecular function (GO): glutathione peroxidase activity
Source: RefSeq, a predicted model, not a curated record
UGUGCCAUUAGUUGCCGCACCCCUCCGCCAACCCUCAUGAUUGCGGCGGCUACUAGAGGCGGGCUCAGCGGCCCCCGAAUCGUGCUGUCCCUCGCCGUCCUCGCCCUCGCCAUUCCCUUCGUCUCCCGUUCCCGUGCCCCUACGGUUCCGGACAUGGCCGACGAGCUUCCCGCCUCCAUCUACGACAUCGCCGUCAAGGAUAUUCGGGGCAAUGACGUUAAACUGAGUGAGUAUGCUGGAAAGGUUCUUCUUAUUGUUAAUGUUGCAUCGCAAUGUGGAUUGACUAAUUCAAAUUACAAAGAGCUGAAUGUCUUGUAUGACAAGUACCGAACAAAAGGCCUUGAGAUACUUGCAUUUCCAUGCAACCAAUUUGCUGGUCAAGAGCCUGGCAGCAAUGAAGAUAUUCAGGAGACAGUUUGUACUAGGUUCAAAGCAGAGUUUCCUAUUUUUGAUAAGAUUAAUGUGAAUGGUAAGGAUGCCGGGCCAUUGUUCAAGUACUUGAAAUCACAGAAAGGAGGCUUCCUUGGAGAUGGAAUUAAAUGGAACUUCACCAAAUUUCUUGUUGAUAAAGAUGGCAAGGUUGUUGAGCGAUAUGCUCCUACGACUUCUCCUUUGAAGUUAGAGAAUGACAUCCUGAAGCUUCUUGGCAUCGCAUCAUGAUUUGUUUACAUGAAUCACGUGCUCAGGUUAAGUAUGUCAAUCUCCUGAGAUGUAUCAUUGAAAAUAAGGGGCUCGUACUGUGUUUCUGCAGUUGAAAUUAUGAUGGUCUAGUGUGAAGUAACUUUGUUCGAUGCAUAAACUGCUAUUUGUACAUAGUACCUUGUUAUGGAUUAUAUAUGAAGGUUACUAAAGACAUGAACUCUUCAUGAAAAUGCCACUUUCUAGUCUUUGUGAUGUUUGGUCA